UUCCGGUGACUACUUCCUGUUUCAAAGGCUGUCUGCUAUUUUGCCCUGACAACAAUUACGGAAACCUUGUGCUUCGAUAAUAAGGAAAUGCCAGCAUCAACAGACUAGAGGACACAAGAUUUGGUCAGUAUGAUGGCAGCCAUCCUGUCUACCAAGCAGCUUUGUUCCAACGUGAUGGCAGCCUUUCUGUCCAACUGGUGAAUCGUGAAAAAAAACCAGUCCAUCAUUCCUCCACAUAAUGGUGUCAACAGUCAACACAACAAUCGAUGUCACCACUCUACAGUCUGAUGCAAAAACAGAGAAGUCAUCAGGACAAGUCCUUGCCUAUAUACUUAUCCCCAUUGGAUCUGUGAUUUUUAUUGGACUUGUCAUCAUUGUGACUGUGUUGGUGCUUAAGAAAAACAGACUGGACCGUCUCCGCCACCAUCUGAUGCCACUGUACAGCUUCGACCCGGGGGAUGAGAACGGGGACUGGGAGUCGGAGCUCCUGGAGGAGGAGAGAGAGCAGCAGAUGAGGCUCAGGAUGGAGAGUCCAAGUCCACCAGACUCCCCCAAGAUUCCUCUCACAUCUAUGCAUUCUGAGUUGUGAUGUAUACACAACAUUCUGAAGAAGACAUGUGACGUAUACAACUUUCCACUCAAGACUUGGGCACACGACAUUCCACAAAAGCCUUGAGAUGUGUACACAACAUUCCACACAAGAGUUUAGAUGUAUACACGACAUUCUACACAAGACUUGAGACGUGUAGACGACAUUCCACACUAGAGUUUAGAUGUAUACACGACAUUCCACACAAGAUCUGAGACGCGUAGACGACAUUCAACACAAGAGUUUAGAUUUAUACACAUUCUACAGAGGACCCAGGGGUAGUUUUAACUCCCGCAAACUCCUCGCACCAAGUGCAACCUCAGAUUCACCGAUGAUAGGAUGGUUGUACAACUGUUAUAGAACUGCUCCACACAGCCUACGCAGAGGGACAUACAGUGUGUGGAGCUCAUUUGCAUUUAUCUAGGAUUAGUUUCUCGUCAGGAAAAGAAACAACUUUCUGUACCUAAAAUAAUACCCCUGAUUCUGUGGCACUGGAUCACAAAAAGAACCUGAUUUCAACUUUCAGACAAACUCUAAAAAUCUAAAAAACAGUUGCAUCAGUCAGAAAUCAGCUCUCUAGGCUAUUGGUUCCCAGCAACCUACGCUGGUCGUGAGAAGUGGUGCAUUGUGGGUCAUUGUACCCCAAUGCUGUGGAUUGUUGAUUGUCAGAUCAAGUCCGUGAUUGACUGGUCCAGACCUGAUUAUUUACAGGCCACCGUCAUAUAGCAGUAAUGGGGCUGAGUGUGGCCUUAAACAACAAACAAACAAUUUAAAAAGAUUAGGCUUCAUUCAUUAACCACCUCAAUUCAGAAAUGUUGAUUUGAUAACAGAAACCCACACACAACACAAUCAUACAGUGCACCUUUUUAGUGUGAAUGCCAUGAAAUGACAUAUGUAUCAAAUAUUGACGAUAUGAUCGCGCAGUCUUUAUUAUUUUGCAUUUGGAACAUACAGAAAUCAGAGUUUCAGGAAUGAGAAUUUAGAAGCCUGGACACUGAUUGGCUGAUCAGAAAGCUUGCUUGAUUAGACCUAUGGAGAGGCUGUCAGGCCUUCUUUCCCUGUUGUAUCGGAGUAACAGAUUUUUGAUGAGAUUAUAGAAAUAACAGCCAUCUUUGCAACACAUAGCAACAGUCAUUUUAAUCUGUGGACCAGUUGGGGUUUUCAACUUAAUUGUCAAAUGUUUCUAUAUCAUGUAUCUAUAUUGUACCAUGAGCUAUAUUGUACAAAAUGUUUUUAAUUUGCCUUUGAUGAAACUUGUAACUUGUAAGCCUCAUGUCGACCUCUGACACCUCUCAAGCAUUCCACUCAUCAGUCAUGACAUCACCCGGUAACAUGACAUCAGCUGACUCUCAGACGUAAGCCCGUAGAAAGUCGUUACCAUGGUUACAGUUCAGGAGGAAGUGGAUACAGUUUCAGGAGGAAGAUAAAGUCGUUACCAUGGUUACAGUUCAGGAGGAAGUGGUUACAGUUUCAGGAGGAAGAUAAAGUCGUUACCAUGGUUACAGUUCAGGAGGAAGUGGUUACAGUUUCAGAAGAUUUAAAAAAGAUCAGAACAUGUUACAACAGAACUUAAUGAUGAUAAGUCUCUCGAUUUGUAUUCAGUCAUAUUUAGUCAUAUUAUCUAAUACCACUGUAAUUCCUUGCCCCUGAAUGUUGUAAUGAGAGGAAGCCAUCAGGUAUUGAUUGGUAUUUCCCAACCCUGUCCCCAGUGAUGAGAGAAUAGCCAUCAGGUAUUGAGUGGUAUUUCCCCACCCUGUCCCCAGUGAUGAGAGGAUAGCCAUCAGGUAUUGAGUGGUAUUUCCCCACCCUGUCCCCAGUGAUGAGAGGAUAGCCAUCAGGUAUUGAGUGGUAUUUCCCCACCCUGUCCCCAGUGAUGAGAGGAAAGCCAUCAGGUAUUGAGUAGUAUUUCCCCACCCUGUCCCCAGUGAUGAGAGGGUAGCCAUCAGGUAUUGAGUGGUAUUUCCCCCUCCUCCCCCACCCUGUCCCCAGUGAUGAGAGGAUAGCCAUCAGGUAUUGAGUGGUAUUUCCCCACCCUGUCCCCAGUGAUGAGAGGAUAGCCAUCAGGUAUUGAGUGGUAUUUCCCCGCCCUGUCCCCAGUGAUGAGAGGAUAGCCAUCAGCUAUUGAGUGGUAUUACCCCACCCUGUCCCCAGUGAUGAGAGGAUGGCCAUCAGGUAUUGAGUGGUAUUUCCCCACCCUGACCCCAGUGAUGAGAGGGUAGCCAUCAGGUAUUGAGUGGUAUUCCCCCCUCCUCCCCCACCCUGUCCCCAGUGAUGAGAGGAUAGCCAUCAGGUAGUGAGUGGUAUUUCCCCACCCUGACCCCAGUGAUGAGAGGAUAGCCAUCAGGUAUUGUGUAGACACACUAAAGGACUUCUGUCCAUCUUGGAUUAAUCUCAGCUGAUACUCAGAGCCCACCUUCUAUUUAAAAUGGCCUUUGUUUAAUUCCAAGCUGGAAAUCUUGAUCCAUGUCACAAAUAAUAAGUGCAUGUUACCCUGAUACAUUGAACUCAAUUAUUUAAUUUAAAUUACUCUUCCCCAGAGUUAAUAGAACAAUAUUGCUAUUGCUUUGAAUUAUCAUAUGAUUUGUAGAUAUAGGAAAGUUUAGCCAUACAUUAUGUUGUUGUUUAUUGUCUGUAAUCUAUGAGCGAUGUGACUGCUCAAGUGUUGUGACAAACUAUGUCUCUGAUCCCAACGAAUUGACACAGUUGUUUUUUAACUAAUAAAUAGAUGGCCAGUGAUCAAAACUAGAACUAGAAAAGUGUAGUUUGCUUGAAGUGAAAGUAUAUAUCAGUAUUAUAUCUGUAUGUAAGUCCUUUGUGAGACACCAUACAUGUUAACUGUGCAAUCGACCAGGUCACAUUGUAACUUGGGUGUAAUGUGCUCCCACCUUUCUCAAAAUCCACCUCUACUGUGACGUCCUACUAAAGUAAAGUGUUUAGUGUCUGACAAGGCCUUCACUCCCUACUGAAGUAAAGUGUUUAGUGUCUGACCAGGCCUUGACUCCCUACUGAUGUAAAGUGUUUAGUGUCUGACCAGGCCCCGACUCCCUACUGAUGUAAAGUGUUAAGUGUCUGACCAUGUCAGGACUCCCUACUGAAGUAAAGUGUUUAGUGUCUGACAAGGCCUUGACUCCCUACUGAAGUAAAGUGUUUAGUGUCUGACAAGGCCUUGACUCCCUACUGAAGUAAAGUGUUUAAUGUCUGACCACGCCUUGACUCCCAACUGAAGUAAAGUGUUUAGUGUCUGACCAGGCCCCGACUCCCUACUGAAGUAAAGUGUUUAGUGUCUGACAAGGCCUUGACUCCCUACUGAAGUAAAGUGUUUAGUGUCUGACCAGGCCUUGACUCCCUACUGAAGUAAAGUGUUUAGUGUCUGACCAUGUCAGGACUCCCAACUAAAGUAAAGUGUUUAGUGUCUGACCAGGCCUUGACUUUCCACUGAAGUAAAGUGUUUAGUGUCUGACAAGACCUUGACUCCCUACUGAAGUAAAGUGUUUGGUAUCUGACCAGGCCCGACUCCCUACUGAAGUAAAGUGUUUAGUGUCUGACCAUGUCAGGACUCCCUAUUGAAGUAAAGUGUUUAGUGUCUGACCAGGCCUUGACUCCCUACUGAAGUAAAGUGUUUAGUGUCUGACCAGGCCUUGACACCCUACUGAAGUAAAGUGUUUAGUGUCUGACCAGGUCUUGACUCCCUACUGAAGUAAAGUGUUUAGUGUCUGACCAGGCCUUGACUCCCUACUGAAGUAAAGUGUUUAGUGUCUGACCAGGUCUUGACUCCCUACUGAAGUAAAGUGUUUUAGUGUCUAACCAGGCCUUGACUCCCUACUGAAGUAAAGUGUUUAGUGUCUGACCAGGCCUUGACUCCCAACUGAAGUAAAGUGUUUAAUGUCUGACCACGCCUUGACUCCCAACUGAAGUAAAGUGUUUAGUGUCUGACCAGGCCCCGACUCCCUACUGAAGUAAAGUGUUUAGUGUCUGACAAGGCCUUGACUCCCUACUGAAGUAAAGUGUUUAGUGUCUGACCAGGCCUUGACUCCCUACUGAAGUAAAGUGUUUAGUGUCUGACCAUGUCAGGACUCCCAACUAAAGUAAAGUGUUUAGUGUCUGACCAGGCCUUGACUUUCCACUGAAGUAAAGUGUUUAGUGUCUGACAAGACCUUGACUCCCUACUGAAGUAAAGUGUUUAGUGUCUGACAAGGCCUUGACUCCCUACUGAAGUAAAGUGUUUAGUGUCUGACCAUGUCAGGACUCCCUAUUGAAGUAAAGUGUUUAGUGUCUGACCAGGCCUUGACUCCCUACUGAAGUAAAGUGUUUAGUGUCUGACCAGGCCUUGACACCCUACUGAAGUAAAGUGUUUAGUGUCUGACCAGGUCUUGACUCCCUACUGAAGUAAAGUGUUUAGUGUCUGACCAGGUCUUGACUCCCUACUGAUGUAAAGUGUUUAGUGUCUGACCAGGCCUUGACUCCCUACUGAUGUAAAGUGUUUAGUGUCUGACCAUGUCAGGACUCCCUACUGAAGUAAAGUGUUUAAUAUCUGACCAGGCCUUGACUCCCUACUGAAGUAAAGUGUUUAAUAUCUAACAAGGCCUUGACUCCCUACUGAUGUAAAGUGUUUAAUAUUUAACCAGGCCCGACUCCCUACUGAAGUAAAGUGUUUAGUGUCUAACCAGGCCUUGACUCCCUACUGAAGUAAAGUGUUUAGUGUCUGACCAGGCCUUGACUCCCUACUGAAGUAAAGUGUUUAGUGUCUGACCAGGCCUUGACUCCCUACUGAAGUAAAGUGUUUAGUGUCUGACCAGGCCUUGACUCCCUACUGAUGUAAAGUGUUUAGUGUCUGACCAGGCCUUGACCCCCUACUGAUGUAAAGUGUUUAGUGUCUGACCAGGCCUUGACCCCCUACUGAUGUAAAGUGUUUAGUGUCUGACCAGGCCUUGACUCCCUACUGAUGUCAAGUGUUUAGCUCCUCUUCCUGAAAGCAUUAUACAGGGGUGACCAUGUCAUAUUCCUGGGAUGGACAAAAACACCUUCACUUCAUUCAGGUUUUACACACACUUACACUAAUUGAACACACUGGGCAGCCUGCAACAAAUGGGAAAUAUAUUAAACUGUUGAGCUCCUCCUUCAGAGAAAGAUACUGUAUGUCUUGAAGCAGUGUCAGAAAAGAAUGUCAUCCUGAUUAACAAAUCACCAGAUGAGUACUAUUUGUUAUGGUGUCUUUAGUUGGCGUAUACGGUGUCAUAUUGGGUGAGCAGAAAAAUAUUGGGUGAGGUGUGAGCCAAGUCCAAUAUUUUUCUGCUAACCUGAUAUAACACGGGAUACUGCAAUAAAAGACACCAUAACAAAUUUAUUAUGCCGAAAAGUUUACACUAUUUGGUAUCUUUGUCGGACAUGUCAUGUCAAAAUGGAAACUUGACACUUAUAACUGGUAUAAAUGACAGGACCAGUACAUAUGUUUCCGAUACAACGAUUUAAUGUAAACACAAACAUUAACAGUGGAAUAUAUAAUGCACUAAAUGUGAACAUUUAAACAAGUAUCAUAGUUUUAAUGGAUAGAAUUAUCUGAGAAAUCUGCCGGCCUCUGUAACUUGAGAGCAGCUCACUUUUUCCUAAUGACGGGAUGCUAUCUAUUCUUUUGAUAUGUGGCGUCAUUGGCAUCACGUUUCUUGUUUGUGACGUCAUCCUAUAUUAUGCUCUAUGACGUUGCUAUUUGUAAAUCUGUGACCUCCGCCGCUAGCUUUUUUUCUCUCUAUUUCUUUAUCAAUAAAAACACAAAUGUGGUUUCUUUAAAAAUUAAUGUCUUUGCACAUCACAAUUUAUUAUAUUAAAACAUGAAACAGUGUCCAAUAACGAAUUUCAGUACCAGAAUUUUCAUGUGAAAUAUGUGAGGUGGGUGUUGGAAAAUCCAACAUGGCUGCUACUGACAGUAUAUGGUCUCAUAUUAGGUCAGUAUCAACCAUCUUGGAUUUGUACUAAUGAUUACAGGCUAUAUGGGGUUAGUAGUUCUGCUCUCUGAUUGGUCAAUCUCACUUUAAGGCAUAAUACAGAGUAAUGUCCCUUUGUAUGGAUGGAGGGUCACGUUGUACCCAUCUGAAAUGCAGACUUCCGGUUCAACAGGUUCGGAGUAACAGGGUUUCAGGGUAUACCAAGACACUUUGAAAAUGCAUAUAUAAUUCAUUGUAAUAUUUGGCCACAAACAUUAAAUUGAGUUCUGGGUAUUUAGACAUGAGAUCAUCAAAAACAACAAUGCCUUGUAAGGGUUCGAAUCUCAUUCGAUGUGUUUGGGGAUGGACUUCAUCCCCAAACCUCUUUUUUUAUUUCAAGUUUAAGUUGAUUAUGUCUAUUCAUUGUGUUUCAGGUUAUUUUUAACGAACAGUAAUAGUAUUCAUAUUACUAAACAGGGCUAAGAACAUAGCAUCGUAUUUGUCACUGUUGUCAUGGGUAUUCCAUGUGAGUGAAUCUCAGGCUGAGGGACGUGCAAUACUGCCUGUUAUUAACUACAAUAUUAUUUGUUAAUCCUACCGUGUCUAUCAUAAGAGCCUUUGCUUACCGUGAACUAAUUUGAGUGUAUUGAGAUUGUUAUUAGACACGUAAUGAGAUAUACUUCUUAGGGCCUCGAAAACCCAUAACACGAGGAUAUAGAUAUGCACAUUAGUGUUAAUUAUUUAUUUCCAUUAUUCAGAGUAAUGUGCAUGUCAAGAUUUACUGCAUGGAGGACUGCAAGCUGUCUCUGGUCAUUGUAGUUGAUGUAUAUUUAUUUACCACACAUAAUAAUAUUAUAGGCCUCAUGGUUGUGAUUACUGGCAGUCUUUCUUCAAACUGAAAUAUUGCAUCUAUGUAUUUACUGUUAGGUUGAUAAACAUUAUAACAUUUGUUGUGAGUAGAGGAGUGUUGUAACUACCAUUACAUCCAUCAAACUGGCUGGGACUGCCAAGUUUCCUGAGCCUAGUCCUUCUUUAAGAUAGACAUGACCAAGUCAUCAUCACAUUAAGAUUUACAGAUAAGUAUUCAGCAGAGGAAAGGCUUUAACUAUUUCACAUAAAUCCUUCUCAGGCCACAUGUACUGAUCAUGUGUUCCUUGUUACAAAAUGACUUGUUUGGUCUGUAAUUGUUAUGUUUUAAGUGAAAAUUUAAAUCUAAAUUUGUUUUUUCAAAAAGAUGGUUUUAAAACAAAACAAGUACCUAUUCCUUGAUGUUCUCUUGCCACAGGUUUGAAUUUAAUGUCACCAUUCACAGCCAUGGCAUAUGUUUCUGCCUAAACUAUAUUGUACCUUCUCACUUUUCAGAAAGAGAUUUGUACCGUAUUCGACGUAAUAAGCACCCUGCUCUAAUAAGCGCCCACGGCGAUAUUUGCUAAUAUAUUGGCAAGUGAACAAUCCCAAUCAGCACCCCUUCCGAUUGAUCAAUGUACACAAGAC
Molecule: messenger RNA, 8001 nt
Organism: Haliotis rufescens (red abalone)
Lineage: Eukaryota; Metazoa; Mollusca; Gastropoda; Lepetellida; Haliotidae
Product: small integral membrane protein 29-like
Exons: 5
Coding region: 239-589 (116 amino acids)
Source: RefSeq, a predicted model, not a curated record